Melampsora larici-populina 98AG31 is the source of this 1724-nucleotide messenger RNA. RefSeq lists its product as uncharacterized. NCBI's taxonomy places the organism in Eukaryota, Fungi, Basidiomycota, Pucciniomycetes, Pucciniales, Melampsoraceae. Bases 730 to 948 code for a protein of 72 amino acids. The transcript is spliced from 4 exons. The record is from RefSeq and is a predicted model, not a curated record.
GCGAUAUAAUUGUCAAGCUCAUGUCAAAAUUUAUCAAAACUUCAUCUCCAUUCCACAUUACCCGAUCCAAAUCAAAAACAGGAUACCAAUUGAAUUCAAACUAGAGAGAAAUCAUCUCAGACAAGAAAAGUAUCAUCAACUUCGCAUCAAACAAUAAAAGACCAAUUCAAUUGAUCAAAACAAUCAAUCAAACCAUACCUUGCAAUCUUUAGAAUUCAAUCACCAAUAGGAUCAAUUUUAUCAAUCUUAUCAUGUGCAACUUCAAUCAUUUUAGCAUCAACUUCAAUCUUAUCAUCACCAAGUCAAUUAAUAUAUCAAUUAGGGAUCUUCGGUUUAGGUGCAUAUGUAAUGAGAGGAGCAGGUUGUACAAUUAAUGAUCUUUGAGAUCAAGAAAUCGAUUCACAAGUUAAUAGAACUGAAAAUAGACCAUUACCUUCUGGUUCAAUUACUAUACCUAAAGCUAUCACUUCGCUUGCUUUACAACUUAGUGUUGGUUUAGGUGUUUUACUUCAACUUAAUCCUUAUAGUAUCCUUUUAGGUAGUUGUUCACUCUUUUUGGUCGUCAUUCAUCCUCUCAUGAAACGCAUCACUUAUAGGCCUUGAUUAGUAUUCGGAUUUGAAUUCAAUUGGGGUGCUUUACUUGGUUCAUCAGUAAUUUUAGGAGCCACGGAUUGAAAAGUAUCAUUACCACUUUAUUUUGGACAUGUCGCUUGGACCAUCAUUUAUGAUAUGAUUCAUGCACAUCAAGAUAAAGAAUUUGAUUUAAAAGUAGGAGUCAAAUCUACCGUGAUUUUAUCAUUCAAGUUAAAGGGAAACCGUGUUCGCCGGCAAAACCUGAUUAAACUCCCAAUUCCUACUACCAAUUUCCAGGUUUACACGUACAGCACAUUUAACCUGAUUUCCACGUGCCUCUCCCCUGAUUUGGUCCUCAUUCCUCUCAUCAAAUGAAUUCUUCCUCACCUACCAAUCUUCUCAUGAUCCUUCAACUUUCUAUACAUACCCGCCAGACCACUCAAUCCAAGUGGUCAUCUAUCAAUCCAUUCCAACAAAUUCAUCAAAAAAUUUAACAGAGCCAAUCAACUUCAAACUUAAACUCAAACUCCAAUGAAAUUCAUUCACUCUCAUUCAAUUUGGCAGAUUAUCAAAACCAACUUCAAAUCAAAUUCAAUAUACUUCACAAACAAUUUACAAAUCCUUGGUUGGAUUUGGUCAAUUUUAUAGAUUCAAUUAAACACUCUUCAAAACCUGCAAACAAAAAAAACCUACAAAUCUUGAUAAAGAACAACUUAUAGAGUAUGAAUCUGAUGACAUGUUCAAUUACGUACUGGAUCUCAACUUUUUCAGAAGUCAAUCGCUUUUUUAGAAGUUAAUGGUUUUUGCCGGACGUACUCGCUUUUGCCGGAUGAACUUGCUUGAAGCAUUUUUCCAGAUCCCCAACAGAAUCAGAUCAAUCUCAGUUAUCUGGUACCUAACAUCCAUCUCCUCUCAUUAACCCAAGAAUCAAUAAAUCAUUAAAAUUGAAACUCGCCACAAAGACGAGUCAAUGAAAAACAAGUUGCUUUCGAAGGUCAUCAAAGAGGCAAUAUGCUACCUCCACCUCCACCACCUGUUGCUGUCGGACGUGUGCCUCGGAGUCCUGGAAAAUUUUCAUCCACUGUCCAGAGGUCCAGAUUUGCCUCAAGCCCUUCGGUCACGAUCAUGAUGGAAAGUCCCUCCAACCGAUC